This is a messenger RNA of Entrophospora sp. SA101, 1929 nucleotides long. The record is from the annotation of a GenBank genome assembly. Lineage: Eukaryota; Fungi; Glomeromycota; Glomeromycetes; Entrophosporales; Entrophosporaceae.
AUGAAAAUCUUAUGUGUUGCCGAAAAACCAUCAAUAUCGAAAUCAGUUGCAGAAAUAUUGUCAAAUAGAGGAUUUAGAACGCGUCAGUCUGGAAAUCGAUUUAUAAAAAAUUAUGACUUUAGUUGUAUCUUUAAUGAUGAUCAAAUGGUAGAAGUUACAAUGACAGCUGUAUCAGGACAUUUGAUGAAAUAUGAUUUUGCACCAGAAUAUAGAAAAUGGGAUUCUUGUGCCCCAUUAGUAUUAUUUCAAGCACCUAUAAUAAAAUUUGUUGGGGAGGAAAAUAGACAAAUUAAAGAUAAUUUAUAUCAUGAGGCACAAAGAGCUGAUCAACUUAUGAUAUGGACAGAUUGUGAUCGAGAAGGUGAAAAUAUAGGAUCAGAAAUUGCAUCUAUAUGUGAACAAGCAAAACGUGGAAUUAGAAUAACAAGAGCCAGAUUUUCCGCUAUUAUUCCCGAUCAAAUUUUUAGAGCAUGGAGAAGAUCUGUUGGCUUAGAUAUGAAUCAAUCUGAUGCAGUAGAUGCAAGGAUAGAACUUGAUUUAAGAAUUGGGGCAGCUUUUACUAGAUAUCAAACAUUAAGUAUCCAACAUUUAUUUCCAGAACUUCAAAAGCAAGUUAUAAGUUAUGGGUCAUGUCAAUUUCCAACAUUAGGAUUUGUGGUGGAUCAACAUCAUAAAGUUGGAAAUUUUAUUCCAGAAGAAUUUUGGAAAAUACAAGUGGCUUUGGAAAAAGAAGAAAUCUUGGUAGAAUUUCACUGGGAAAGGAAUCAUUUAUUUGAUAAAGAGAUAUGUUUCGUAAUUUAUGAACAAUGUGCAUUAAAUCCUAUGGCAACAGUUGUUGAAGUUAUUUCUAAAGAAACAAAGAAAUGGAAACCAUAUCCAUUAACUACUAUUGAACUUCAAAAGGUUGCUACAAGAGCUUUAAGAAUGUCGUCAGAUAGAAUAAUGGCAGUUGCAGAAGAUUUGUAUAAUAAAGGCUAUAUAAGUUAUCCUAGAACCGAAACCAAUCAAUUUGAUAAUAACUUUGAUUUAAGGCAUUUGAUUGAGAAACAAGUAGAUUCAAAUGACUGGGGAGAUUUUGCAAGAGGCCUUUUGGAAGAUAAAUUUAAACCACCUAGAAGAGGUAAUCAAAAUGAUAAAGCACAUCCCCCAAUUCAUCCAACAGCCUAUGUAUCAAAUUUAACACGAGAACAGAAACAAGUGUACGAUUUUAUAGUUAGAAGAUUUCUGGCUUGUUGUUCGGAUGAUGCUAUUGGGCAUGAGACAGCAGUGAAAAUUCAAGUACACGAGGAAAAGUUUGCUGCAAAAGGAUUGGUGAUAUUAGAAACGAAUUAUUUGGAUGUUUAUCCAUUUGAUCAAUGGACUGGGACAUUUUUACCAGAUUUUCAACAAGGAGAACAAAUUAUUCCAACAAGUUGUGAAAUGAAAGAUGGACAAACCACCAGUCCAGAAUAUUUGACAGAAACAGAAUUAAUUAGCAUAAUGGAUCAAAAUGGAAUCGGAACUGAUGCAACUAUACAUGAGCAUAUUGCUAAAAUAUUAGAGCGAAAUUAUAUUACAAAAGAAAAUAGAGGUAAUAAAACAUAUAUAAUUCCACAACCUUUAGGUAUAGCAUUAGUAGAAGGAUAUGAUUCUAUUGGUUUCGAGAUGUCACUUUCAAAACCAUAUUUAAGACGACAAGAAAAUGUUGUUACAGAAAGUCUGGUAAUGUAUAAAGAAAUGUUCGUUAAAUCAAACCAAGAACAACAAAAACUUAUAAGGAGUGUUCAAACGCAUUUGAGGGAUAAUGUUAAUAGGAAUGUUGCUACCAAUGCUAUUACAACCACGAAUAGAGCUACCAAUGCUGUUACAACUACGAAUAGAAGAAGUGGUGGAAGAGGAUCAAGAGGGGGGAGAAGAAAUGGAAGGGGUGGAAGAGGUAGGGCAGGGUAA